CCCACUCUCGCCCUUCGGCAGCAUCAGCGACAUGCUCGUCCUUAAGCCGCUGUGGCUUGUCUAGUUUGUAUCUUUGGUCCAAUUGUCCACGACCGGGGUUCGUUUUCGCCGCAAGUAAAAGCCAAGUCGUCGUAGACAUGACAAGGACGUAUCUUCUGAAAGGAGACAAUGUUGAAAAGCUGCGGCGCUGGUGCAUGUCCUGAUAAAUACAGCAGGAAGCGAUCUGAUGCAAAUCCAUGGCAUCGGCCAAUGUAACGCUGGAGAAUCAGCUGCAUAGCGCCCAGAAGAACCUGUUGUUCCUCCAGCAGGACCACGCCAACACUCUGAAGGGACUGCACGCAGAGAUCCGACGAUUACAGCAGCAAUGCACAGACCUGACAUAUGAGCUCACUGUGCGAAGCUCCGAUCCUUCAGACAGCAGCGGUGAGGUGCGAUGCCGAGAGCUGCAAAAGAGGUGCGAGGAGCUGGAGGCAGAGCUGAAGAAGAAGGAGGAGGAGAACACAGAGCUGCUGAGGGACUUGGAGCAGAAGAACGCCAUGAUCUUCGUGCUGGAAAACACCAUCAAGGAGCGGGAGAAGAAGUACCUGGAGGAGCUGAAGAUGAAGAGCCACAAGCUGGCCGUUCUGUCCGGAGAGUUGGAGCAGCGAGCCAGCACCAUCGCUUACCUCACGUCACAGCUUCAUGCCACCAAGAAGAAACUUCUGGCGGGCAGCUCUUCGGAGGCUAGCCCCAACGUCAGCCCCGUCACCUUCAAGCCCACUCCUCCGCCGCCCAAAGACAGACAACCUGAAACCCCGCGCCGCCGUAUGAGGAAGAGCCUCUCCCAGCCGCUUCACCCCGAGCUGACCGAGGUGUACCGGCUCGGCGCGGACGGCAAGCGGUUGCUCCUGCGUGAUACGGUGGACGCAAUGCCCGACCCGACGCCCUUCCUGCAGGCGGGGAGAGAGUCUACGGAUCUGCAGGUGGUUCGAGAACGACCCGCCGUCAUACCGCCUAUUGCCUCGGAACGCCCGCCCGUCACUGCCUCGGGGGCCACGGCCAGUCCCCGUCACAGCCCAGCUCGAGACCGCCAGUACAGGGCUCACGUGGGGGUGGCUCACCGCAUCCCCCAUGAGACCCCUCCCUUGGCCCCGCCCCAGGCAGAGUUGGAAACUCUGGCAGUGGAUCAGGUGAAAGAAGAAAGGGUUGUCCGGAAGCGUACUGGGGCUGACAGGACAGUUUAAAGCCGUCGUCACACACGCACACCAAUGCACAUGCUCACACACUUACACGACUCACAAAAUGUUGCAGGCAAUCGGCUUUAUCGUUCCUGAAAUGGACUACAGUGAACCAGCUCAAAUUUAAGGGACGGCGUUCAUCAACAACACCUCCUCUAAUUCACUGUUUUGAUGAUCAGUCCAAAGUCACAUCUUUUAUGAAAAUACUGCUUUGAUGCCAUCCCGUGGCACCCCAAUCAACUAUUUUGAAUUGAGUGGAAGAAGUUUAAUUUAGUAAGGGCACGAUAAUUUGCAGCCUUCUUUUUGGCAAUUUUAGGAAAUUGCAAACCCUUAGGAUGGUGUCACUGUAUACUGAAUUUGACCUUUAAAAUUUUGGAUGUCCCACUUAUGGAAUGUUUCUUUGUUCAUAACUUGCUGCUCUCUGACACAAGCAAAAAUCACAAGAGCUAUUUUUUUUUUCUUCGACAACGUCCACUUUUAUGCCUCUCAGUGACUCUUCCAGUCUCUCUUUAUCUCAGCUGCAACCUGUUGAUGGCACUGACACUCUAAGCUCAGUGGCCACUUCCCUCUGAGGACAUCAGUUUGAAGUCUGACAAUAGCAAGCAAUGGUCGAUGUCAUCUGGAUCUUGAGCCUGUUUAAAUGCAGAUUCUCUCAAAAAAGGAAGCUGCUCGAUGGUAUCAAUUUUGCUAUUUACGUCCUUGUCAGAGAACAGCAAGUUGUGCUGAAAAGUACUGACACAUUGUUGAUUGUGUAUUCAAAACUUCACUAAAUGUGACAGUCCAUUUUAGGUUCAUCCUGAAGUUUCACCCAAAAGCCAGAUAUGCCAAAAUUUUGUGAGCAGUGUAUCGCCGUGUAAAGAUACACAAGAGGCAGCGAGGAGCCCAAGCACUGUGUAGCCUGCUUUGUACGCAAAACACUGUAACGUAAAAUGAAAAUGACGCCAUGGAUCAACGGGCGUUUCUUCAUGCACAAUUGAAAAGGACAACUGUACCGCAAAGCAUGCCAAAUGUUUCUUCUUUACAACCCUACCGAGUGUUGAAUGACUACGCAUCAUUCUGUUCUAUGGUGCAAUCAACACAUCCUCAGCCAAAUAUCUGCAUCAGUGCCUGCUUGGUGCAAACAACUCGCACACACUGCAUAGUGAGGUUAUGGCGACCAAUUGUGUCCGGAUGUCACGACAAACUGUAUAACCAGAUGUCUACAGCCGCUAAGGACAACAGCAAUGAUUUAGCUGAUGCUCUCCGAAUGUCUUUCACACGCUUGCAAUGUCAGUAUAAUUCCAUUACUGUAGGUUGCAUACUCAAGGUGAAGCGGUAAUGGCACAUGCAUAUAUGCUUCAAUUCCAUGCGAGCUAAAAGUCGUGUCUUUUGGAAAAAGAUGGAAACAUCUGCAUUAUCUGUGUUAUUUGUGAUACAAGGGCAUUUGGAAAAGUACUGCUGUAAUAGGAUUUUCUGAUAUAAUUAUACUUUAUAAAGGUUGUACAUUUGGAAGCAAUUCCUGUUUUUUUUUUUUUAUUCUGUUUAUUAGAGAAUACAACAACACCUCAAAUGGUAAUGUCACUUUAUAUCCUGCUUUUCACAUAACACUUAUCCUUGAAUAAUAAUAUAAAUCCACACAAUAAAGCUUUUUUUGCCGAUUGCCUACUUGCUUCUUGCAUGCAUGUUUCAUGUCCUUAGGUUUCAUCGGGCAAUAUCAGAUGCUACUUAUCAUUCACGGGAGAUACAGCAAGCCCAUGCACAUAUUAUACAUAAAAAGGAUGAUUCCCUGCCCUUUUGUCUAUCAGAAGAAAAACGCGAGUGAACGAUUCGUGCAAAAGAACGAAUCUUUUCAGUAAACGAGAGUGAAAGAAUACUUUCCUAAAGUGAUUCUUUUUUCAGUUCAUAUGACUUCAACCAGUAGGUGUCAGUAAUGCACAUUGAAGCUGGUGCCAGCUCACAGUGAAACAAAACGAAGAAGAAAAUGACGUAACUUCCCGUUCACGAACGAGUCGUGAAUUGCAUUUCCCGUUCACCAGCUGAAUGGAUCUGUGAGUGAACGAGUCACUGAGGGAGUGAUUUGCAAUUCCAGCCCCUCAAGGACUGGAGGUCGACACCCCUGGUUUAAGCCCUCACCGCCACUUACUGAUUGGCUGUUUGAUCUAUGACGUCACUUGGACACUCCAUUAGGUACACCAACAUUUUCAGGUUCAUUCGUGAAGACCAUGCCAGCCGACACACGUUAUGCCGACAUUGAUGUUUUAAUUGUGUAUUUGUUGAUGGUGUUAUUACAUUGAAUGUGUUUGUGUUUGAA
This is a messenger RNA of Syngnathus typhle (broad-nosed pipefish), 3507 nucleotides long. It is a transcript of the gene ccdc92, whose product is annotated as coiled-coil domain containing 92. The coding region runs from base 237 to 1223 and encodes 328 amino acids. The record is from RefSeq and is a predicted model, not a curated record. NCBI's taxonomy places the organism in Eukaryota, Metazoa, Chordata, Actinopteri, Syngnathiformes, Syngnathidae. The transcript has 5 exons.